GUACCCAAGUUUAAAAAUACAUUUCGCGAUGGAUCCGGCGCCGCGCCUCGUCCCGUCGUACAUGCGUGCGACGUCGAGCAGCGUCAAGCGGAACAUGCCAUGCAUCCACCUUCAUCCUCCGUCAGCUUCGAAGAAGGGCCCACCACCACCCUCGUUACCACCCACCACAUCCAACCGACGGCGGUGGACGGCUCGACCAACAAUUUUUGCUAGCCAAGACAACACUGUCGAGUGGCGAUCCAUACCAAUCCAAAAAUGCCCCGACGAAGGCUUGACACCACAAGUCAGCACUCCCAGUAUCGAUGGAGACAAUCAAAGCGAGCCAGAGCGUUCCCGCCUAGAGUCAGCACCAUCGCGGCCACCUCGGCCAUCAGAUAUGACGUCGGUGCAAGUUCUUCGCUUGGAAGCUCUGGGCAACGCACAAAUGGCCCUGAUCAAGACGCUUCAAGACGACGUUGGCAACCUCACGAAGCAGUUCGCGUUGUUUAUGGCGCAACCUUGUGCAAAGUCGAUUACACCUGCUCCAGCCACCAGCUUCCCCCAUUCGCAUCAUCAGCGUGUAGCCACCAACGAAGGCAAUACACAGUCGAAAUGCAAUCAAACUCACGAGGACGAAAAUCAACGUCUCGCCGCCAGCCUGGACGAAGCCAACACUAAGCUCUCAGCCCAAGACAAAACCAUGCGUCAGCUCCAAGCCGACAACGACGAACUGCAGGCUCUGUUGCGCGCCGCAGGACGAGAUCUCACCCGCGAAGAGGACCGGGUAGUCAAGCUCAAACAGCACAUCGAGUCGCUACAGCAAACAGCUCUUAUGCCAGUGUGCAACAACCAACACGAGCCGUCCUCGCCCACGUCAUCCCCUCAAAUGGGCAAACGCACCGCCCCCCUGCGAUUUGGCUAAGACCUCGUAUGCCAAAAGUACAUUGCCGCCUCGACCAGAUCGAGCGAGUUCGGUGAAUAUUUGGCUACAGAAGUUGCGCCAUGAUUGAUGGAAAUCCGAGUAAUUGUCCCAUUGAGGAUCAUACUGUAUGACUUUCCGUUUUGAGACUUGCA
Aphanomyces astaci is the source of this 1053-nucleotide messenger RNA. RefSeq lists its product as hypothetical. The coding region runs from base 29 to 901 and encodes 290 amino acids. The record is from RefSeq and is a predicted model, not a curated record. Lineage: Eukaryota; Oomycota; Saprolegniomycetes; Saprolegniales; Verrucalvaceae. The transcript has a single exon.